Molecule: messenger RNA, 813 nt
Organism: Caenorhabditis remanei
Lineage: Eukaryota; Metazoa; Nematoda; Chromadorea; Rhabditida; Rhabditidae
Exons: 5
Coding region: 1-813 (270 amino acids)
Source: RefSeq, a predicted model, not a curated record
AUGAAAGAUGAGUUGGGAGCUCGAAUGUUCUCCGACAGAAUGGAAGCCUUGCUUCCAUCCGUAGAAGUGCAUCGAAGUGAUUGCAGCGUAGCUUGGUUUAGCCAUGUGAAUAUUGAGAGAUUGAGAUUGAUCAAUGAAUGCUCCACGAUCAGCAGCCAUCUCAAUGAUUUCCUUUUGAGAGAUUUCCCACACAGUGAGAUAGAGCUCCUUAAUGUCAGCUGGGAUUUCUGGGAUGUUCUGAAUGGAUCCGUUGUUGGCUAUGAGGCGGUUCUUCAUUUCAUCAGUCCACAAUCCUCUCUCAACCAAAUCCUUGAGCAUAUGUGGAUUGACUAUCUGGAAGUCUCCAGAAAGAACACGACGAGAAUAGAUACCAAUAGGACGAUGGCGCAUGUUCGAGUUACGAGCUUCUUCAACUGGGUAGUAGUUGACAUCGAUGAUCUUGUUGAGAUUCUUCGUUAUGACUUUGGUGACUUCGGCAAGCUUCUUGAAAUCGAACUUCUUCUCUGGAGUGACAGGUUGGAGCACUUGAUGGUUCCGAGAUUUUGCUGGUUGGACUUGCGAUUGGCAGCAUCUUUCUUAGAAAUCGCACUUCGGAAGCACACGUCUAUCACAUGUAGGGAACAUAACUCACUUGGCGUAAAGAGCUUCGAACUCCUCUCCCCAGCAGUCAUCAAGUCCUGGGCAUUCGCAUGGGCACAUCAGAGACCAAUUCUGAUCCUUCUCGACACGCUUCAUGAAGAGAUCCGGAAUCCAGAGAGCGAGGAACAAGUCACGAGCACGCUCCUCUUCUGGUCCAGUGUUCUUGCGGAGUGA